AUGGAUGAAAAUGCUAAAAGUCACUACGGUAAGAAAUUAAGUGAAUUCUACCAAGAGGACAUAGACACAUAUCUUUUUGAUGAUAAAAUGAAUGAAAGGUUUCACUUGAUCAAAAAUGAUGAGAUCUGUGCUUCAAGAUUACCAGUUGAUCUCUGUGGGAACCAGCUGCUCGAAAGAGUGUGGGAAGCUGACUUGGAGGCCUGUCAGCUGUUGAUCCAAGGGUUUCAGCUGAAAGAAGCUGGUUGCUGUGUUUCAGAGGGAGAAGAGGGCCGAACAGAUGAGAUGGAUGCUGCUGAUAAUCACUGUUCGGACACAGAGAGAGGAAAAGAAAGCCACUUUCCAAAAGGCACAGAGCAGGGCGCUGUUCCAUACCCCACUGCUCAAACCAAAUGCUGUGAACUCAAAGAGGUUGUGGAGGAUAUUUCAUUUGGUACAGAUGAUCAUUUGUGUGAGGACUUCCACUUAUUUUCUGCAGAACUGGGAGAAAAAUGUGAAGCAAUAAGUGAGAAACUGGUGCAAUUAGAAGAUCAACUCCAAACAUCAGUCUGCAGCUUGGAUGACAGUUUUAUUCAUAUCCUUUUUCUACAUAGAUUAACUAUUUAUCUCCCAGCUUCAUGUAAAGCACUAGUUUAUUUUAGCAUGAUCUGGAUAGAGAAGAGACAGAGUGGAAAAGUAUUGAAAGAAAAGAUGAAAAAGUUCUAUUUUGGAGAGUUUGUAAUGGUAGCUUGUAAUGACACCCAAGAGGAGUUGUUAGAAAGAUACCUGGAGAUAAGGAACUGA
This is a messenger RNA of Gopherus flavomarginatus (Mexican gopher tortoise), 780 nucleotides long. RefSeq names its product disrupted in schizophrenia 1 homolog. Gene Ontology annotation, cellular component: mitochondrion; microtubule; centrosome. Lineage: Eukaryota; Metazoa; Chordata; Testudines; Testudinidae. The record is from RefSeq and is a predicted model, not a curated record. Gene Ontology annotation, biological process: cilium assembly; neuron migration. The coding region runs from base 1 to 780 and encodes 259 amino acids. The transcript is spliced from 5 exons.